AUGCGCCGAACACAAACUGUUGAGACCCUGGGUUUUCCCGUUCUGACGGGCGGCGCGGAGCUGGGUGCGAGGCUCUGGCGGUACCGAGCGCUGCCGCCGUGCCCGUCACGUUCCGGGCCCCGGAGCGGAUCGCUCCCGCUCGGCCCGGGGACCGAGGGGCACCAAGGCUGGAACAGGCGGGGACCGAGCGGGGAUCGAGGGGGGGAACGAGACGGGACCGAAGGAGGGAGCGAGGCCCGGCCGGCUCCGCCGCCCCCGGGCCGGCCCCGCCCCGCCUGUCGGGUGCCGCGGUUGCCCGAUCUGUUGUGUUACUUUGCAUCUCAUGCAGUCAUCUGGUGCAAGGCCUCAGGCCUGACCCCCUCUACCUUCCUAAAGGAGAAGUUUUUCAAGAGGAAGGAGCAUGCCAGCACUGGAGGGAGUUUUCUGCCCAAAAUUCACCCAUUGGUGGAUGUGGGUAAGACUGGUCAAAAGUUGUUGCCAGUUGCCCCGAAAGAGACCUUUAUUCAGGUUUCCCCACCAGAGAUGGUAUUUCAGAACUCCGUCGCUCAUGAGGUCUCGGAAAUGGUACUGUCUCUCACAAACAAGGACAAGUUUCCUCGGCUGGUGCAGGUCUACAUGGAGAGAUCACCUUAUUUUGAGCUGUUGUGCCCCAAUGAUGCAUACCACAUCAUCCCACCAGGCACAUCUUCCCAUGUGCGCAUCCGCUUCACCCCCGACGAGACCAAGGAUUAUUCCCAUGAGCUCUUCUGCAUCACUGGAACAGAAAGAAUAGUUGUGCCAAUUCGGGCCAUUGCUGCCCGAGCAAUCCUGGACUUCCCUGACCAGCUGGACUUCUCAGAGUGCCCAGUCAAGUACAGCAGCCAGAAGACUCUGCUGGUUCGCAAUGUUGGUAACGUGGAAGCUCAUUACCAGCUGAGCACCCAGAGUCCUUUCUGCGUGGUUCCAGACAGGGGAACUCUGGCCGCUGGUGACACCAUGCAGGUGACAGUGGGAUUUCACCCGCUGACGGUCGGUGACCAUUCCGGGUCCCUGGUAGUGUGCUGCAACACAGGUGAGUGUAUCCGCACAAACCUUCACGGAGAAGCUGUAGAUGUCAACAUUGGGUUGAGCACCAAUUCCAUGGAGGUUGAGAAGACUUUAAUCACCACAUCAAGCUACACAACCGUGUUCAUUGAAAACAGGAGUAACAUCACAGCCCGCUUCCAGUGGAAGACUUUUCCUACUGAGGAAGAUGAGAAUGAAGAGAAGAGAAGGAAGUGCUAUUUUCUGCGGCCAUGGAACGAGCUGUGGCUGGAAAGCUUCAUGGAGGAUAAAAAAAUAGAGCAGGAGAAGGGCUAUUGUGAAGAUAACACUGCCCUCAUGAGCCAUAUGGUCCAGGAGAAGAUGGCAAAGGUGCAAGAAGACCCCAUGCUGUUCUCUGAUGACAUUUUUUCCAUUGAGCCAAUGGAGGGAGAAAUUGGGCCGAACUGUUGCACCAAAAUCAAGGUGACCUUUAAACCUGUAGAAGCACUGGAGUAUCGAAGUGUGGCUUACUGCAACAUCUCAGGCCGAGAGAGCAGGCUGCCCCUGCGCCUCAUCGGGGAAGGCCAAGAACUUUUGGUUGAACUCAGCUAUCAUACACUGAAUGUUGGGAAGAUUUUAGUCGACACCCCCCACGUCUAUGAGGUGAAACUGAUUAACCAAGCACCUAUUGAUGCUCCCUUCACCUAUGUCCCUUCAACCACAACCGUGGGCUACUGCUUCAAGUUUGCACCUGAGGAGGGCAUCAUUGCACCAGGUGGGAUCCAGACCAUCCAGAUCUCCUUCAGUGCCACCGUACUGGGGAGGUUUGAGGAAGAAUUCCAGUUCAGUGUGGCUGGAUCUCCUACACCUGCAAUCCUGACAAUCAAGGGACAUGUCUGUGAACCGACUGUACACUUCAACGUCGAUGAGCUCGACUUCGGUGACAUUUCCUUUGGCUUUCCCUACACCAUGACCUGUCGCCUCACUAACCCCUCCCCAGUGUCCCUGAGGUUCAAGCUCCGCAUGUCUGACGAUGGCACUCAGCCUGCUGUUAGCAGCUUUGAUCAAAUACACAAGCAUAAUGACCCAUCCUGGAAGCACGGAAUUCAUUUUUAUGUGGAGCCAAGAGAGUUUACAAUGAAUCCCAGCCAAGGGACCAUCCUUCCCCAGGGACACCAGGAUAUCGAGGUGACCCUGUGUUCCAACACCGUGAUGGAAUUCUACCGGAGAAUGCUGGUGGACCUGGAGGGUAUUGGCAAUGGAGUGGCAUCAGUGACCAUCAUGGCCAGAUGUCUCGUUCCUGAGCUGCGAGUGUACCCUCACGUCCUGCUGUACAAUGAGUGCCGCCUCAAGGUGCCCUACGAGAGGAAGUUCCUCGUUGUGAAUAACACCGACCUUCCUGGCUGCUACGGGCUUAUUCCCCAGAAACGCAAGGAGGACACUCCUGUGUUCUACUCCAGCCCCAAACCCUGUGGGAUUGUCCAGCCUCACAGCAUUGAAGAGAUUCCAGUUAUAAUCGAAGUCCAAACAUUGGGCGAGCAUCGCACCAGUGUUCUUAUCAGCGUGUUUGGGGAUGAGAGAAACCCACGGCAUAUAGUAUUACAGAGCAUUGGAGAGCUGACAGACAUCAAGCUGAGUCCAGGGCUGAUAGAGUUUGGUGUGAUCCCACUGCUACAGCCUAGUUCACAAAUUCUUACCCUCUUCAACAAUGGUCUUAUCCCUGUAGACUUCAGGAUACAGAUGCCUCUGAUCUCUGUGCCGUUGAAGAGCCUCUUUGGGGACCAGCUGCAGAGAAAGGCAGCUCCUCAAUAUGUGGAGGGUUUCAAAUCCCGGUACUUCAGUUUUGAACCCAAAGAAGGAGUGAUCCCUGCUAGGGGCGAGUUUCCUGUGACUGUCACAGCAACCCUGGAUGACACUGGGUUUUUUGAUAACACUAUCUAUGUGUUCAUUCACAACACCUUGUCAUUCAGCGUUCUGGUCCAGGCUAUGGGCAUUGGCAGCACAAUUGUCAUAGACAAACCAUUUGUCCCAGAGCUCAACCUGGGAUACCAAUUCAGCCCACCUAAGAAGAAGGGCAAGAGCAUCUCAGCCCUCCGUAGCCCCGAGACUGAAGAUGAUUGCCAGAGCCCCAAAGGCACCAGCCCCGUGUUUGGGCUGGAGCCACUGUCGAUGGAGCUGCAGCCGGGCGAGUCUGUGGACAUGGUGCUGCGAGGCUUCUCCCCCAUCGAGCAGGAGGUGCAGGAUUACGUGAUGUGUAAAGCUGACAUAGAGGUAGCCAGCAUGACAGAGAAGAUAAUAGAAACAACCAUUACCUGCAAGUUUAUUGAUCCCUCUAUAAAAGUAUCAGCGAGACAAUUCUCUUUCCGGGUGGAGAAGAAACCCAGUGAUGAUGUCCUGACUCUGCAGUACAAGCCUUUGGCUUUAAAGAACACCUGCUUGUUGCCACUCGACCUUAUGCUGGACUUGGAGCAGCCGUUUCUGCUCUGCGAUGCGGACCAGCAGCCCCUCCCGGAUGGCCAGCCUGUGACAGUGGAUGUAGGACAGACCUGUCAUCUCUACAUUGCAUUUGACCCAUCUUAUAAACUGGAUUUUCAUAGCUGGAAGGAAGAGAAGGUUCUGAAGAUAAACAUGGUCAACGGCCAUCCUUAUGUGGAGUGUAUCACCCUUCAAGGAGAAGUCCACUUCCCCAAUCUCCAAAUCCAGCCCAGCAUUCUGGAGUUUGGCUGCAUCCCAGCUGGCACUGAAGAAGUGCGUUCUCUGGAGAUAACCAACUGCAGCCCACUGCCUGUCCAGUACCACUGGUCAUUCCAUUCAGACAGCCAGGUGAACAGGCUGAGUUCCUCAAUGCAAGCAGUUGCAGCUGCCUGCACCACUGCUACCAUUCAAACCCCAGCCACCAAGGGUGAAGAGAACCUGUUUGCCUUUGUCAUCUCCAUGGAGACGCUUCAAGAUGACAAAGAUGAAGGAGACAGCCUCACCCCUGAAAGAAGAGCAGGAUCUUCGCCAAUCUUUAGGAGCAGAGAGUGCGCUGGGCAGCAGGGCCAGUGGCUGGACAUGGGGUGUGUGGGAGGGAGAAAUAGGAGAAGCCUGCUGAGAUCCUACAGACCUGUGCGGAGUGUGGGACUUUGUGGCCAUGUUUUCUUCACAAAGGAGUUGAAGGAAUUCAAGUUAUCCAUGGACGUACCUCAUACUCCCCUUGAAGUGGAGAAGGUUUUUGAUAUCUCGCCAUUUUGGGGUAAGCUGCAGCCGGGAGAGAAACAGAAGGUCUCCUUCAGCUUCUUUGGCCACCUCAACACCAUCGCCAGUGUCACGGCGCUGUGCCACGUGGAGGGAGGCCCCACCUACGAGGUGGAGCUGACCGGGGAGGCCUCACGCAUCAGCUACUCCCUGAGCCUCCAGGAGAUCAACUGCGGCGUUCAGAUAUUUAAUGAAAUUCGUCACAGCACAGUCACCCUGGCAAACACUGGCAAGAUUAAAUUCAACUGGGUGCUAAAUCCUAGCACUGCAGAGCAACAUCUGCCUGGCGUGUUUCUGGUCAUCCCCCCCACUGGCUCCGUUGCACCUGGUGAGAAGCAAGUGCUGAAAUUCUCUUACAUGCCAGGAGUACCAGGAGCCUUCAGCAGGACUUUCCAGCUUAAAGUGGGUGACCUGGACCCAGAGAAUAUCUGCCUGAAAGGAGAAGCAUCCUUUCCCAUGAUCAAUGUGAACCUGCCCUGGAACACCAAAGGAAAUGAAAAAAAUGAAAAGCUCCUAAGACCCCUGCAACAAUACAGUCAGCGGAAUCAAUCAGUUGUUCAGAAGACGACUCAGAGCCCCAAGACCUUGAAUUCUCAGACCCCAAAGACUAAGACCUUGAAAUCUCUGACCCCGAAGACCCAGACCUUGAAGACUCAGAAACAGAAGCCCGGAGUGCUUGACUCUGGCAUGUCAAACGCUCAGCUGCAGAUAGAGAUGAUGAUGAUGCUGAUAGAGGAGGCUGCCCUGGAGCUGCAGGAAAAGCUUCCAUCCCAUCCCCCAAACAGCAGGUUCCCUGGCAAAAAGCUGUGCCAGCGUCUUGUCAAAGCUGGGAAUAGCCUGGACUUCAGACAGGAUGUGGUCCUGGUGGCUGUGACACUCUCCAUCAUCAUGAUGCAGCACAAGCAUGGGAGGCUUCAGUUCAGGAAGAAGAUGCUCUGCAGAACAGAUCAUGUGAUCUGGUUGCAGAGCAGUGAAGACUUCCUAGUUGAGCUGCCCGAAUAUGUCCUGGACAUGGGCACUGUCCUUCAGGGUUACACUGAGAGACGCACUCUGGUGAUCACCAACCCUGGGCAGAUCCCAGUGUCCUUCCAUAUCAAUGUAUCUGCCCUGCAGAACACAGGUUUCAGAGUGAAUCUGGACCAGAUGCAGGGCCUGCCCCACAACCAGACCAGAAUGCUUGAAGUGUGCUUUGAAAGCACCCGCUGGCUACGGGGUGAUGUGGAUGUGCUGCUGCCCAUAGAGGUGGCAAAAGGCCCCACGUAUAACAUCCGCCUCCAUGCCACUGUGUUGGAACUGUCACUCACCCUUUCCAAGAACAUGCUGCAGUUCUCUGAUAUCCAUGUUGGGCAGUGCCAGAUUGAGACAGUCCAGUUCUACAACUGGUUCCAGAUACCCUGCGAGUGGUUCAUUACUGCCAUCAAGCCUGUCAGGAAGGACAAUCAACGCAAACGCAUUACACCAGCCAUGCGUCAGAAGCAGCAGGUGCUGGAGGAUGAGCCCUGUCCCUUUGAAGUGACGCCCUCCAAAGGAACCCUCAAUCCAGGAAGGUGGCAGAACUUACAAAUCCAGUUUACACCCAAGCAGGAGAGGUCUUACAAGAAUGAGCUGAAGCUUAACGUUUGUGGAAGCAUCAAUCAUUUAAAGCUGCACCUCUCAGGACAAGGUCUAGAGCCACGGUUGGAGUUCAGCCCCCCAGCACUCAGGAUGGGAUGGGUGCUGGUGGACAGUGAUGGGGUGGAUGCCACAGUGGUGGUGAAGAACCCAUGCAACUUCCCUGUUGAGUUUUACUCACUGGAUUUUGAUGAGCAGUACCUUGAGGAGGAGAAGAUCCUGCGGAUAGCAGUGGGGUCUGAGUACCAAAAGAACUUCCUAAUGCCUCCACGCACCGUGGGUGGGACGCUGCCCUCAGAGGUGCUGGAGUACUAUGAAGCACAGAAGAGGCUGAAAGCUCAACAGGCAGAGCUGAAGGCUAGGGAAGAGGCCAAGGCAAUGGACAAGGCAGCACCAGCAUAUCAUGGGGCUGUCACACCCUCUCCUGAGCCCAUGGUGGAAGUGACUGGGAGCCCUAUCUCUCAGGCUGUCAUGCGCCACCUGGGCAUCGACCCAUCUUCAGAGAGUUGUGAAGCACAGCAGGACAGAGGGAUUGUUGUUAUUGUCCAUGGGCCACCCCGGGCAGGAAAGACAGAGAUAGUGGCGGCCCUGUGUCACUAUUAUGACACUGCUCACUUGUCCAUUGACACCAUGGUGAAAGAGGCCAUCGCCAAUGAUCAGAGCCAAGCAGGGCGCCGCGCCCGGGAGCUUUGCACCAAGGCUGCCAUGGAGCUGAAAGGCGAAGACCAAGAUGAUGCUGGUAAAAAGCUUACUGCUCGGACCAAGAAUAAACAAGCCUCUGAAGAAAAAAUCAUCAAGAAGAAUGCCAAAGGCAAGAACAUUCCAGCACAAAAGAAAAAGGAGCCAGCCAGCAAAUCCAACAAAAAGCUGAACAUCGUCAGCAGUCAUGGGGAAAAGCUGAACUGCUUGAGCUGUGUGCUGCCCGAGGACCUGCUGGUGGACAUCCUAUGUGAGAGGCUGAAGCAUGAAGACUGCUCCAAGGGAGUGGUCUUUGAUGGCUUGGAGAGCCUCUUCACAAGCAGCCUGGAAUCUUCUCUGCUCUGUGUAUUCAAAGCUGUUACCAAUCAUCUUCAUAUCUACAUAGUGAACCUGCAUCAGGAUUCCCCAAAGAAGGGGAAACCCAAACCCCCAAAGAAGUGGGAAUCCAAAUCCCCAAAGAAGGGGGAUACCAAAGACCCAAAGAAGGAUGAACCCAAAGCCCCAGAGAAGGGAGAACCCAAAUCCCCUGAGAAGGGUGAACCCAAAGCCCCAGAGAAGAGGGAUACCAAAUCCUUAGAGAAGGGCGAACCCAAAGCCUCAGAGAAGGAUGAACCCAAAACCCCUAAGAAGGAUGAACCCAAAGCCCCAGAGAAGGAGGAACCCAAAGAACCCAAAGCCCCUGAGAAGGGUGAACCCAAAGCCCCUGAGAAGGGUGAACCCAAAGCCCAAGAGAAGGAAGAACCCAAAUCCCCAGAAAAGGGGGAACUCAAGGACGUAGAGAAGGGGCAGCCCAAAGCCCCUGACAAGCAGGAUAUCAAAGCCCCUAGGAUAGGGGAAACCAAAGCCCCUGACAAGGGGGAAGCCGAAAUCCCAGAGUACCCAGCUGAGAUGGAUAAGAACUUGAUCCAGAGGUUUCAAAUCUAUGAGUCAUCGCAGCAGGACCUCACACAGCUUUUCUCCUACGGUGACAAGGUUCAGGGUUCUGUGCAGUUACCCGUGAUCCAAAACAGAAAUACGUCCCUGCCUUCAGCUGAAAACAAAGGUCAGAAGACCUAUAAGUCUCAGGAGAAGGUGGAGAAGAAUCCUGAACAAAAAGGUGGAGGCCAAAGAAGUCUUCAGUCAUCUCAGCUGGAGACACAAAGCGAGGUUGCAGAAGGGGCAGUCAGAGAUGAGCAUGUCAGGGUGCGGUGCUUGGACAUCCAGGUCACAAAUCCGAAGGCCAUGAUUAGGGAGAUCCUGAGGGAUGGGAGGCUGCCAACAAAAGAUGAGGUGACAAUGGCACAGAGCCUUGUCCAGGCCCCUGAUGAUGUUCCACAACGACUCCGUAGCAUCUUCAACUACCCAGAGGAGCGGUUGGGUUCUGCAGAGUGUGUGAAGCCCUUCACCAUUGUUGCACCAGAAGGUGCUGCUAUGGAAGACAAUCGGGCCAAGGCCCCAGAUGCCAGGGGCAGUUCUGCCGAGGGCCAACCGAAGUCACAUAAAGCAGCCAGCAGAGACAACUCUCCAAAGGAGAACCAGGUGUCCACACACAGAGCAGAAAGUCCCCAGGAUUCCUCUGCAACAAGAUCCAAAAGUGUGCUGAAAAGAGCCUCAACCCCCACAGAAUUCCACAGGCUGAAACGGUACCGAUGGAUAGUGCCUGACCACGGUGAGGUGGAACUGAAGGUCCACUUCUCCACCAAAAGGCCAGGGAAGUUUGAGCACACGCUGAGGUUUGAGCUCGUGGAGACAAAGCGCCAGUACGAGCUGCCCUGCAGUGGCACGGGCGUGUACCCCAGCAUCAGCCAGAACCCGCGGCUGGUGUUUCCACAGUGGAGGGAGACCAUGGAGGCAGAUGAAAUCAUCUUCAAGGAAUAUGUUGAGAGCACAAAGCAAUUCCACUUUGGACCUCUGCUGUGUGGGAAAUCAAGAGAGUGGUACAAGGCCCAGAACUGUUCCAGCAACUUGGAGAAUUUAACCAUCCUCAACAACUCCCCCAUGGAUGUAGAGAUCCAGUUCUCCUUUGAGAAUGAUGGGAAAGCAGAGACAUUCCUUUUGGACCCUCCCAGCAUGACACUAAAACCAAAGGAGAAGCAGGAGCUGACCAUUUGGGCAUACCCCACUUCCCCUGGCUUCCUGGAAGACAAACUCAUCUGCUGCAUUGAGAAGAACCCAGACCCAGUGGUUUUCAGCCUGUGCUGCCAUGGGGUGCACGUGAUGCUGGAGGUCAGCCCCCUGGAGCUGUCUUUUGACAAGCUGCUUCUGCACAGGACUGACAGCAGGACCUUGGUCCUGAAAAACAACACCCUACUGCCCAUGGCCUGGCAGCUCACUGGGCUGGAUGACCUUGUUGAGGCCUUCUCCUUGUCACAAGAUAACGGCAUCAUUGAUCCCCGCUCAGAGUUUGAAGUGACCCUGAAUUUCAAGGCCAAGCAGAUUGGCAGCAUUAAGAAGACCCUGCGACUAGAGGUUUCCGAUACAGAAAACAUCCUGGGGAUUGUUCAGGCUGAAAACAUUGAAAUCUCUGCAGAGGUCUACGACAUUUCUCUGAGUCUUGACAUGCCUGAAGGUCCAGAUGGAAGCUUGGAAUUUGGAACCAUUCAUGUCCUGGAUAAUGUGAAGAAAGUCCUGACUCUAAAGAACAAAGGGAUGUACAACAUUGAGUACUGUUUCGUGCUGAAGGGUAUAGGUCCCAGGAUGCAAGAUUUGGCAUCCCACUUCACUAUUGAGCCUCAGUCGGGCAUGCUGAUUGCCUCCAAGCCUGGUGUGAAUAUUGAGAUGGUCUUCCACCCCACAAGGGAAAUGCUCCUCAAGAACAAACCCAUCCUGUACUGCCAGGUGACAGAUGCCAGCUCAGGGGAAGGAAGCCAGACUGUUGCCACCAUCCCAGUGAGGGUGACAGCGAAAGCUGUGUACAGCAAGUACAGUAUUGAGCCUGCCUCACCCAUCAACUUUGGGGCCAUGCUCAAGGGCACCAAGAAGACCCAGACUGUCAUGCUGGAGAACAGAGGCAUGCUCAACUUCAAAUUCCACAUCCUACAAGCACCCGAGGAUGCAUCUGUAUUGGAAAGCAAAAGUUCAAACCAAGGGGAAUCUGCUGUAUUGGCUACAAAGCUGAAAUCAAGCUCCUCACAGGGUUACCUCAGUCUUGGCAUGUUCAGGGUGUCCCCCUGCUCUGGCUCUGUUGCUCCAUGGGGCCAGCAGAAGAUCACAGUGGAAUGCCUCGCAGGGCAGGAGGGGACAUAUGAGGAGCAGCUCUACAUUGACAUCACGGGCAGAAACCCCAAGGACAAUCCCGUGGGCAUUCCCUUUACUCUGAUUGCCGAAUCCUGCCUUCCAGGAUUUGUUGAGGAUGUCAUGUUAACCUUUGAGGAGUACCCGAUCUGCAGCAGCACCAACCUCAGCCACAAGCUGCGGUCAGUGAAAGGCACGGGUCUGUUUGUCAGAGAAGAGAACAAAUUUGUCUUCACCAAGGUUCUGGUUGAGCAAGAGGCUGAAGCUAAUUUCAAUAUCUACAAUGCAAGUGGUCUGCCAUGUGAUGUGGUCCUCUCCAUCAAACCCCUGCCUGGAAAGGAAAAAAGCCCUAUCAACAACAUUUUCAAAUUGUGUCCAGACAAGAUGUCUGUUCCCAGCUCAUCCAAGGCCGUUGCUACAGUGACCUUCACCCCACCGGAUAAGCAGAACUACAGCUGUACUUUCAAGGCUUCCCUUGUCAUCCCAAAAAGCUCUGUGCAAAUUAAGCCCCAAACCCUGACCUUCACCAUCAGUGGGAAGGGGCAUGAGCCACAGGUGACAGUCGUGUGCCCAAGUGCUCGCAGCAAGAGGGGAAAUGCUGUGCUGCGCUUCAAGAGACUCCGGGUGGGGGAUUCAGAGAUGCUCCCCCUGGUCAUCCGUAACAAUGGCAUCGUACCUGUCAAGUUUAUGUUACACCUGGAGGAUGAGCACGGAGCGUUCUUCUUGAAAGGCAGGGGCUCCACACUUGAGAGAUUCUACACUGAAGAUGUGGAAGAGGACUGCGUUGGAAAUGAGAGCAAGCCCCCAGAGAAGCCUUUCUUCCUUCUGCAUUGUGGGCAAUCAACAGAGUUUGAUGUCAUUUUCAAACCCACCCUGACUCAACGUCUGGAAGGGAAUAUUCAUCUGUUAGUGGAGGCCAUCUACUCUAAGAAGACCCUAAUAGAGCUGGUGGGUGAAGGCCACAAGGAUGAAUUCACCCUUGAUGGACUAGAGGAAGACACAGAUGAGAGGAGAGCUAAGCGCAGUCUGAAGAAAGACAUCAUUGAUGCUGUCAGAUUGAAUCACAUCCAGUUUGGGGACUGUCCUGUCGGGAGGCCCUGCCGCAGGACCUUCACCAUCACCAACCAUACCAGUAUGAAGGUCAUGCGCUUUGAGUGGGAGGCAGACGCCGCAUUCCAGUUCUCCCCCAAGAUGGGACACCUCCAUCCUGGCUGUGCCAAGGACAUCACAGUCACCUUGAAAUCAGAUGUGCCAGCCACCUUCAGGAGGCACCUUGUGAAAUGUAAGGUGACCAGUAUCAACUUUGAGCUGCCACGAAGGAAGGGUCAGGACUGGGACGACCGAAUGUCCAUUGUCACAUGGAAGGAUACCACCAGGAAAGACCCAGACGCCAGCUGGCCUGAGAAAGAGAAGAUGGUCCAGACAGCCCCAGAACCAGAACCGGCACCAGCUUACACUGUGGAUGAGAGCAUCCAGGAGGCCGAGGUGUACCUCAGUGCCUUUGUUGCCUACACCAAGUUCAAACUGAACACAGGGUUGGUUCAGUUCAAGGACACCUUGCCCAACCAGACAAGGACAGCCACUUUCAGGAUGCGCAACACAGGGAAAGUAGCCCUGGAAUACACCUGGAUGGAAGCUGCAGAUAGUAAAGCAGUGAAGAAGCCAUACUCAACCACUCUGACACGUCAGUUCCUGUCCUCUGCUACUCUAAGGCAUCACAAAAAGCUGCUGCCUUGUUUCUGGUGGCAGCAGGAGCAUCCUUUUGAGAUACAUCCUCCUGAGCAGCAGCAGGAUUCUGAGCAACUGCAGCCUUCUGAGCAGCAGCAGUCUUCUGAAGAGGAGCAGCUGGAUUCCAAGCAGAAGAAGCAUUCCAAGAAGCAGCACCACUACAAGGAUCAACAUGAGUGGUCAACCCGCAGGGUUUGCAAAGCCUGCAAUGAUGGCAAACAGAUAUCACUAAAUACCACUCCUUUGGGCCCCUGCUUGCCUGAGAGGCACCAUUUUGGAAGGGAAGGCUGUGAUGCCAUCUUCCCUUGGUCCCUCAGCCACAUGGAGGGACGGCCUCAUCCGGGCACCAUUUCAGAACCUUUUGUUCUGGGGAGCCUGAGAGAGCAUUACUUGGUCAAGUCAGGACAAUGUAUGAGAACUAAAGACAAUUCACUGGCCAUUUAG
Molecule: messenger RNA, 11934 nt
Organism: Cinclus cinclus
Lineage: Eukaryota; Metazoa; Chordata; Aves; Passeriformes; Cinclidae
Product: hydrocephalus-inducing protein homolog
Exons: 73
Coding region: 1-11934 (3977 amino acids)
Biological process (GO): cilium movement; axonemal central apparatus assembly
Cellular component (GO): axoneme
Source: RefSeq, a predicted model, not a curated record